AUGAUGCGGCACCUGCUCGUGCUGUCAACGGGGCAACACGUGGGCAAGACGACGCUGAGUCUCGGGCUCAUCAAGACGCUGCAGGCCACGCUCCAGGGAUCGGGUAAGCAGCUGGCGUACUGCAAGCCCGUGGGGCAGCAGCACGUGGCCGUGGGCGGUGGACUUCGAGUCGAUAAGGACGCGUUUCUGUUCAAAGAGCACUUUGGACUUGUGCAAGAGUACAAGGACAUGUCGCCCGUUCUCUUUCCCGACGGCUUUACGCGGGACUUCAUUGACGGCAAAGUCACGUCGCAGCAGCUCAUGGAUUCUAUCCGCCGCGCGCACCGAAAGCUGUACGAACAGAGCGACUUUCUCAUUUGUGAAGGAACGGGACACACGGGAGUGGGCUCCAUUUGUGAGCUCAACAAUGCACAAGUCGCAGCGGAGCUUAAACUUGACGCAGUUUGCGUAGCUCUCGGUGGAUUGGGCUCGUCGUUCGACCAGCUGGCGAUGAAUCGGGAGAUGCUCAAGCAGAAUGGCGUCCGGCUACGUGGGGUGAUCCUCAACAAGGUCAAUCCGAAAAAGAUGGACAUGAUCAAGGACUAUUACUCGCGAGCACUGAAACGCUGGGACGUCCCGCUCGUGGGUUGUAUUCCGUACUUGAAAGAUCUAUCGUGCCCGACGAUGGCAGACUACACGAAGCUGCUCAAGUCGGAACUCAUUUCUGGCAAAAACGCUAGUCUGCGCUACUUUAGUAGCACACGACUGGCUCUGGCCCCUGUAGAUGGCAACAAUCUGUUCAAGGCGAUCCCGAAUCAACUCGUAAUCACGCAUAGCGGCCGAAAGGACGUGAUUGACGCGAUCAUAGGCAAUGAAGAGGCGUCUUCUACUUAUGGCGGGAACCUCAAGUCGGGUCUGAUUCUUACCGGUUGGAACCCACCAAGCGCAGAACUCGCUCAGCGUCUUGACGCGGAUAACAUUCCAUGUAUCUACGUGUCACCCGACAAAGCAGAUAGUUACACGAUCACGGCGCGGAUCUCUCAGUUCACGGCCAAGAUCCGACGUGACGAUGUUGAACGGAUAGACAUGGCAGCUGACCACGUCUCCAAGCACUGCGAUUUUAGUUUCCUAGACGAGUGA
Messenger RNA from Hyaloperonospora brassicae, 1119 nucleotides. Lineage: Eukaryota; Oomycota; Peronosporomycetes; Peronosporales; Peronosporaceae. The record is from the annotation of a GenBank genome assembly.